Rhizopus microsporus ATCC 52813 is the source of this 3453-nucleotide messenger RNA. RefSeq names its product heavy metal translocatin. Gene Ontology annotation, molecular function: P-type divalent copper transporter activity; copper ion binding; ATP binding. Bases 41 to 3355 code for a protein of 1104 amino acids. The record is from RefSeq and is a predicted model, not a curated record. Gene Ontology annotation, biological process: copper ion homeostasis; monoatomic cation transport. NCBI's taxonomy places the organism in Eukaryota, Fungi, Mucoromycota, Mucoromycetes, Mucorales, Rhizopodaceae. Gene Ontology annotation, cellular component: membrane. The transcript has a single exon.
UUUUAUUAUUAUUUCUUACGCUUUGUGGAGAGUCGCUGCAAUGUCGGUUAAUGCGACACUUCCUAUUCAAGGCAUGACUUGUCAGUCAUGUGUCAGAGCCAUUACAAAUGCACUCUCACCUAUUGUAGAAAAAGUCAACGUCGACUUGGAACAUGCCUGCGCAACCGUCAGUUAUGACUCUACACAACUAUCACUGGAAAAAAUCAUUGAAACAAUUGAGGAUUGUGGUUUCGAUGUGCCUAUGGAGACUAAAACACUCUCGUUGACUGUACAAGGCAUGACCUGUAUGUCCUGUGUCAAAUCGAUCACCUUGGCCUGUAAGGCUCUUCAGGGAGUACACUCAGUCGUGGUCAGCUUGGAGGAAAAUAAAGCAACAGUGGAUUACAGGCCUUUGGAGACAACACCUCAAAAGAUUAUGGAAACGAUUGAAGACUGUGGGUUUGAUGUUGCAGAAUAUUCCAAGGACAACCAACAUAAACAAGUUAAAAAUGAAACAAUAGGAGCAGCAAAAAUGACUCAGCUGCAUGUAAGCGGUAUGACCUGUGCAUCUUGCGUCAACAGUAUCGAACGGGGGGUUGGACAAUUAGCAGGUGUUCAGAGCGUUCAAGUCUCCCUCCUUGCUGAAUCAGCAACCGUUCAUUAUGACCCGACCCAGUUACACACAAAUCAGCUCGUGGCUGCGAUUGAGGAUUUAGGAUUUGAGGCUACCGUGCUUACUGAAGAAACCGUCACACCCAUCAAUGACGAAAACAGUUCUAGUGAUGUGAGCCAGCUCCAACUUCAAAUCUAUGGCAUGACCUGUGCCAGCUGCGUCCAUGCGAUUGAAACCGAGGUCAAAAAACUAGACGGCGUGGUAAGCGUGUCUGUCAACUUGAUGACCGAGACAGGCAUCAUUCGCCAUAAUCCCACGGUUGUAGGUGCUCGUGAAAUUGUUCGGGCAAUCGAAGACUUGGGUUUCAACGCACUUGUAUCCGACCGGACCCGAAGGGUACAGCUCGAGAGUUUAUCCAAGGUGCGGGAAAUUCAGCAGUGGCGGAGACUGUUUUUCCAGAGCCUUAUUUUCACCUUGCCUGUGUUUGUGAUUGCGAUGAUAUUCCCUGAAUUUGCCUUUGGCAGAGACUUACUCAACACGCCGACGUACAUCGUUCCAGGUCUCUUUCUUUUUGACUUGAUACAACUCGUCUUGACAAUCCCUGUUCAGUUUUUUAUUGGUAAACGCUUUCUUGUGUCUGCCUACCAGUCUAUGCGCCACGGUGCACCUACGAUGGACGUCUUGGUGGCCAUCUCAACCUUGUCUGCAUUUUCGUUUUCUUUACUCUCCGUCAUACGUUCGGUCCUGAUCGCGUCCCCAGUCCGACCCUCUGUCUUUUUCGAUACCUCAUCCACCUUGAUCUCCUUUAUUCUCCUAGGUCGUUAUUUGGAAAACAUGGCCAAGGGGCAAUCCUCUACUGCGCUGUCUAAACUCAUGUCGCUGACACCCUCCGCUGCCCUCUUGGUGGAGUAUGACAAGGACGAGACGAUUGUAGCCGAGAAACAGAUUCCGUCUGAGCUGAUCCAGAUUGGUGAUUACCUCAAGGUCAUUCCUGGUGCCAAGGUCCCUACCGACGGUAUCUUGGUCUCUGGUCAAUCUUCGGUGGACGAGAGCAUGAUCACGGGUGAGGUCGAUCCUGUAGACAAGACCUCUGGCCAGACCGUGAUCGGAGGCACGGUGAACGGUUUAGGUACCUUUGUGAUGCGCGCUACACGCGUAGGCUCUGAUACAGCCCUCAGUCAGAUCGUCAAGCUUGUCGAAGAUGCUCAGGUGAAUAAGGCUCCCAUCCAAGGCUUUACCGAUAGAGUCGCAGGUGUCUUUGUUCCCUGUGUCCUUCUCUUGGGCGCACUCACUCUCAUCUCUUGGACCCUGCUCGUUGGUUGUCUGGGGGUCAACCGUAUGCCAAGUCUAUUACAGCAUGAGAUACAAAAGGAAGGAAAUGGAAACUGGUUCUUUGUCUGUCUCAAGAUGUGCAUCAGUGUCAUCAUCGUCGCCUGCCCUUGUGCACUUGGUCUUGCUACGCCUACAGCCGUCAUGGUAGGUACGGGCCUUGCUGCGGAACAUGGUGUGAUCUUUAAGGGUGGUGCUGUGCUCGAAACCGGUCAAAGGGUCAACAAGGUCGUCUUUGAUAAAACAGGUACGCUAACGACAGGCAAGGUCGAAGUCGUCAAUUAUCAAGCCUGGGACGGUGCCGAAAAGACAAGACAGUAUAUGUUGGUACUGGCAGCGCUGGCUGAAGCCCAAAGCGAACAUCUCUUGGGUCGUGCUAUUGUGAACAAGGUGAAGGAACUGCGUGGCUUGGAGCCUGAGGCUACUUUGGAUCGUCUCGGAUCUGUAUCUGAAUUUAAGAGCGAGACUGGAUUUGGUAUUGAAUGUUAUGUUACGCUUGAAGGUCAGGACAAGAGACAACAUGUGGUGGUAGGUAAUCAGCGAUGGUUGGAGGACUUCCACGGUAUUGCCAUGACAGAUGACCAAAUGUCGACUGUACGUCAUGAUGCGGCCAAAGGAUUUACCUCGAUUCUGGUUGCUGUGAACGGUGUGCCCUCUGGAUUUGUCUCUGUAUCGGACACGGUCAAGCCUGAAGCUGAGAUGGUGAUUCAGACCUUACACCGUAUGGGUGUCGAUACGGCUAUGGUGACGGGCGAUAAUGCUACGACAGCACACUGUAUUGCUAAAAAACUAGGCAUUACUGAAGUACACGCAGGUAUCUCACCCAACGGAAAGACGGAUAUCGUAAAGGGCAUGCAGAGCCAACUUCGACCUCAGUCUAGAUUCUUGCUUGCACCUAAGCUGGUUCCGACUGUCGUUGCUAUGGUGGGUGAUGGUAUUAACGAUUCGCCUGCGCUUGUUGCUGCUAACUUAGGUAUUGCCUUAUGCAGUGGUACGGAUAUUGCUAUGGAAGCUGCUGAUGUUGUCCUCAUGAGAGCUGAUCUGACGGAUGUCAUUGUGGCUCUUGAUUUGUCCAAGUCGAUUUUCAAGCGGAUCAAACUAAAUCUGCUAUGGGCUUGCAUUUACAAUAUUAUUGGUAUUCCCCUUGCCAUGGGCAUCCUCAUACCCUUUGGUAUUCACCUUCACCCUAUGAUGGCAGGCAUGGCUAUGGCUGCAAGUUCAACCAGUGUGGUCUUUAGCAGUCUCAUGCUCAGAUGGUUCUGGCGUAAACCGUCCUUGGAUGAACAAGACAAGGUAAAGAUAAGCAAAUUCAGAUUGCUUAUAAGAAAGCUGUUUCAAGUGGAUGGCCGUAGCAAAGGAGUGUAUCAACCACUACAGAGCAGUCAGUCAGAUUAUGACUUGGAAAGCUUAACACCCACAUCACCACGACAUUAAUUGUAUAUUUCUUUCAUUAAUUGUAAACAUAAUCCAAUUCCCUUUCUCUUAUAUAAAUUUCUUACACUAUUUUUUUUUUUAAUAAAUGAAGCCAGAAU